AUGCUCCAUUACCGCACGCAAGGAUAUAACGGUUGCGCUGUCAAAUACUCCCCAUUCUUUGACAAUCGGCUCGCUGUUGCAAGCUCUUCAAACUUUGGUCUAGUUGGCAAUGGCCGUCUGCAUAUUCUGGAACUGACUGCCAAUGGAAUCCAACCACUAAAAUGGUUUACAACACAAGACUCACUAUAUGACCUCGCAUGGUCCGAAAUCCACGAGAACCAAGUCCUCGCCGCAUCAGGCGACGGCAGCAUCAAAUUAUUCGACUGCACAGCGAACGACUUCCCAAUCUCAAACUGGAAAGAGCACGCGCGGGAAGUAUUCAGCGUAAGCUGGAAUCCCGUCGCAAAGGACCGUUUCUGCUCAAGUAGUUGGGACGGCACAGUCCGCAUCUGGUCGCCACAUCGCCCACAGUCCCUCCUCACCCUCCCAACCCACAGCUGCACCUACUCCGCAUCCUUCUGUCCACACAGUCCAGAUAUUAUCUCAUCCCCAUCCACGCCGGACCCCCCCGCGCCUGCAAUCCCCGGCCAACCCGGUGGCCCUGCCCCGCCUGCUGAGGCCCUCACCCACGACUGGAACAAGUACCGUCCUACUGUUCUGGCUACAGCCGGUGUUGACCGUGCUAUCCGGACGUUUGAUAUCCGGGCCCCGCAACAAGGGCCGCUGUCCACUAUGCUCGGACAUGAAUAUGCUGUGCGGAAAUUGGCUUGGUCGCCGCAUCUUUCUAAUGUUCUUUUGAGUGCUAGUUACGAUAUGACUUGUCGAGUGUGGAGUGACCGGUCAGAUGUGGCGGGCGGGGAUAUGGACAUGAUGCGCGCUGGUCCAGUGGUCGGCGCGGAACUUGGGCGCAUGGGUAGACAUACUGAGUUUGUGACGGGUGUGGACUGGUGUCUCUUUGGCAGUGAGGGCUGGUGUGCUAGCGUUGGCUGGGAUGAGAAUCUGUAUGUGUGGGAUGUGCGAGCCACCAUGUCAUAA
This is a messenger RNA of Penicillium mononematosum, 975 nucleotides long. RefSeq names its product putative peroxisome biosynthesis protein (Peroxine-7) (gene pex7). Lineage: Eukaryota; Fungi; Ascomycota; Eurotiomycetes; Eurotiales; Aspergillaceae. Gene Ontology annotation, biological process: protein import into peroxisome matrix. The transcript is spliced from 3 exons. Gene Ontology annotation, cellular component: cytosol; peroxisomal matrix. The record is from RefSeq and is a predicted model, not a curated record. Gene Ontology annotation, molecular function: protein binding. The coding region runs from base 1 to 975 and encodes 324 amino acids.